Phytophthora sojae is the source of this 1908-nucleotide messenger RNA. RefSeq lists its product as hypothetical. The record is from RefSeq and is a predicted model, not a curated record. The coding region runs from base 1 to 1908 and encodes 635 amino acids. NCBI's taxonomy places the organism in Eukaryota, Oomycota, Peronosporomycetes, Peronosporales, Peronosporaceae. The transcript is spliced from 3 exons.
AUGCCUCCGGUACCAGAUCACAUUGCGCUGGUCUCCAAACCAGGUGCUACAAUUGUCGAGAAUGAUGCGGAGCUACUUGCAACGGGGGUAUCACACGAGAAGGCGAAGCGAUUCAGCGUGCAGGAGUGGCUGGCUAAUAAGUCGCGUGCGUCUGCUUCCAGCCAAGUGAGCAAUGCCCUGAGGCUUCACUACCAACAACAGUCUCAAGCUCAGCCUACAGAAUUUCAAGAAGAAACCCCUGUGUCCUUCGACCGACGCGACGAGGAGAUACGUGACGACCCCCUUGGAGUCAACUCGUACGAAGACAACACUUUCGCAUCGUAUCCCCAAGGAGGGGAACAUCAGUACCUCGAUUUCACCGAGCAGUUCCGCGACGAGCUUGAUGAUGGCCACAUGUCGAACACGGGCAACAACGGAGGGAAAGUUGGUGCGUCCGGAAGCAACAACAAUACAGACGGCAAGUUUCACGCGCGAGUGACUCGUUGGAAGUCUCAAAAGGAUGCGAUUCGAGAGCAAAUGAAGCAGCAGCUACUGCAGUCAGAGCUGGACGAGUGCACGUUUGCACCGAAGAUCAACCCCAAAUCGACCAAAGUCGUCGCGAAACUUCGUGGACGGCAGUCUACGGGUGCCUCCAACCAGGGUCUAAGCAUCUUGCAAGCUGUCUCUGAGCGUCUCUACCAGGAAGCAGACAACUACAGAAUUCGAGAGGAGCUCGCGACAAAGCUGAAAGCUGACGAGGAGGCGGAAAUCGAGCGUCAAUGCACUUUCAAGCCGAAAAUCAACCAGAGCGACAAGGUGAAGGCGAAAUACAUGUCCAAGACGACUUCUUCCCCCUCGAUGACAGCGGCGUCUCGAGAGGCGGCCGCGAAGGAGCUCGCUGAAUGCACGUUUUACCCCAAAGUGAACAGCAUUCGAUCCGAAAUGGUCUCGGCUCAGCUCUAUUUGCAACAGAACAUUUACGAGCGCUUGAGCAAGCCGUGCUGCGCCGACUCGGAGGACGGGAAGUCACCAGCUAGGGGCCGUAGUGGCAGAAGGAGGAGUUUAUCCUUGUUUGGUGACGAUGACGAUGACGAUGAAGAUCGAGACAACUUGGAGGCCUGUUCGCCUCGAUCGUGCCAAGACGACAUUUCGCUGCGACCUGGAGGCAAAAGUCGACGUCGGCGUGGACAAGGGCCACGAUCCGUUGACGCUGACCAAGGCCGAGAAGGCAAGGAAGAACGCGCCCGCCAGUUCAAGAACUUCAUUGAGCGGCAGAAAUUCCACGAGCAGGCACGAACCAAGCGGAUCGAACUGACCAAGCAGCAGCUCACUCCAGGGUACAAGCCUGCCAUCAACAAAAAGUCGCUCGCAAUGAUGGAGAACGGGCGUAAGGGCGAUUUCCUGGAGCGCAUCUCAACGUACGCUCUUCGUAAAGAGCACGACAACGUCAAGAAGAAGACCGUUCGCUCGUCGGACCCGAACUGCACGUUCAAGCCUGCUAUCAACCAAGCCAGCACUAAGCGAAAGCCACGCUCUAUCACCGAGUUGAGUCGAGGCGACCUGCUGCGUCGAGAGACGACGCAGCGGCUGAUGAAGCUGAAGAUGGAGCAGGAGGAGAUGGCCGCGCUGACGUUCCGACCGCAGUUGAACCGCAUGUCGGAGCGCCACGAAGGCCGCCUCAAGAUCCUCUCGAGCCCCGACACGUACUUGCAGCGCAUCCAGCAGCAGAGUCAGGCACACACCAUCAAGCAGCGGCGAGCCAUCCAGGAGAAGGAAAUGGGCGAGUUCGCCGAGUGCACGUUCAAGCCCCGCACGAUCGAAGCCCCCGCGUACGUGCAGCGCAUCGCGCGCAGUGUGUCACUCACCAAGGCAUUGCGCGCCCAGCAGCAAGCCGCAGCCCGGGCGAAGGAGAAACCCGAGUGGAAGUAG